AUGCGUGAUAUCAUUAUGCAAACAAGAGGAGGAGGACUUCAGCGAAUCAACGAACUGCAUGCUGCUUACAUGGCUUACCAAUAUCCUUUGAUUUUUCCUUAUGGUGAGGACGGUUAUAGACCUGAUGUAGCUCAUAGGGACUUGCCUUCCAACAGUAACAGCGUAAGAAAUAGGCUCACAAUUCGGGAAUUUUUGGCAUACCGCAUUCAAACCAGGUGCAACGAAGCUAAGACUCUAUUAUCUUCUAGAAGGUUGUUCCAGCAAUUUCUGGUCGAUGGUUACACAAUGUUGGAAUCUGAGAAACUUGAAUGGUUACGUAAAAAUCAACCAAAACUUCGGGUUUCCAAGUACAAUGCUUUAAAUGAAGAGGGAGACCAGAAUCAAGCGCAGGGGAACAACAUAGGUAAACGAGUCGUUUUUCCUUCCUCAUUUGUCGGAGGUCGUAGGUUUAUGGAUCAAUUGUACUAUGAUGGAAUGGCUAUAUGCAGUAAAGUUGGAUUUCCGGAUUUGUUUAUUACCUUUACUUGUAACCCAAAUUGGCCUGAGAUUCAGAGAGUACUUGGACCUCUUCAUUUGAAGCCUCAAGAUCGACCAGAUAUCAUCUCGAGAGUAUUCAAAAUCAAGUUUGAUCAAUUGCUUACAGAUUUAACCAAAAAAGGUGUUCUUGGAAAAGUACUUGCCUAUAUGUACACCAUUGAGUUUCAAAAGAGAGGAUUGCCUCAUGCCCAUAUAUUGAUCUUCUUGCAUCCUUCGAACAAAUAUCCAGGUCCAGAAGACAUUGACAAGAUCAUCAGUGCUGAAGUGCCCGAUCCCGAAACACACCCUCGGUUGUACAGUUUGGUCAAAGCUCACAUGGUUCAUGGUCCUUGUGGUUUGGCAAAUCCCAAGACACCUUGCACGAAAGAUGGGAGGUGCACCAAGUUUUACCCUAAGAAGUUUCAACCUACGACUAUCGUGGACCAAGAAGGGUAUCCUGUUUAUAGGAGAAGAGACAACAAACACACUAUUGAAAAAAAUGGAUUAAUCUUUCACAGUGGUCAUGUUGUUCCUCACAAUCCAAGUUUGUUGUUGAAGUACGAAGCCCACAUUAACAUGGAAUGGUGCAACCAAAGAACUUCUAUCAAAUACCUUUUCAAAUAUAUAAACAAAGGUUCCGAUAGAAUUUCUGCAAUCAUACAAGGCCAAGAUAGAAACAAUGUCGACGAGAUCAAGCAAUAUUUGGAUUGUCGAUACAUCUCCCCAAGUGAAGCAUGUUGGAGGAUAUUUUCCUAUUCUAUACAUGGCAGAAAGCCAGCCGUAGAAAGACUGUAUUUUCACAUGGAAGGUGAAAACUCUGUGUACUACAAAGACUACGAGCAGGUUGGUGAUGUGUUACUCAAACCAAGUGUAACAGAGUCGAUGUUUACAGCAUGGUUUGAAGCAAACAAAACUUAUGAAGAAGCAAGAUUACUAACUUAUGGAGACUUUGUUUCUAAGUUUGUCUAUCAUAAACGAAGUCGGAGUUGGAAACCAAGGAAACGAGGGUAUACCAUUGGUCGACUCAUUUGGGUUCCUCAGAGCACCGGUGAGUUGUUUUAUUUAAGGAUGAUGCUCACUAUCAAAAAGGAUCCUUUAUGCUAUCAGGACAUCAAGACGGUGGACGGUAAAAAGCUAAAAACAUUUAGAGAUGCAUGCUUUGCGAUGGGAUUUUUACAAGAUGAUCGUGAAUUUGUCGAGGCAAUCAAAGAGGCGCAUCAGUGGGGUUCAGGUCAUUUUUUACGCAAGUUGUAUGUUACCAUGUUACUAUCUUCGUCGAUGAAUAGACCCGAACAUGUUUGGAGAAAGACUUGGAUGUAUUUAUCGGAUGGCAUUCUUUAUGAUCAACGAGUCUUCACAAGAGAUCCAGGUCUGACAAUGAGUGAUGCCGAGUUAAAAGAACGGACACUCAUGGCUAUUGAAACUCUAUUACAAAAUAAUAAUCGAAGUUUGAAGGACUUCAAGACAAUGCCAUAUCCGAAAGAUUAUGUUGAAUCCUUUACAGGAAAUCGACUCCUUUAUGAUGAACGUCAAUAUGAUGUUGUUGCUCAGCAACAAAUUUUUGAAAGUCUGUAUGCUUCUCUUACAGAUGAACAAAGAAGCAUCUUUGAGGAGAUCAUGGAUGCUGUAGAAAAGCAAGAAGGCGGAGUUUUUUUUUUAUAUGGCUACGGUGGCACUGGUAAGACCUUCAUGUGGAACACUCUAUCAGCAGCCCUUAGGUCUAAGAAAAAAAUUGUUUUGCCGGUUGCUUCAAGUGGGAUUGCAAGUUUGUUGUUACCAGGUGGAAGAACAACUCAUUCUAGAUUUAAGAUUCCUGUCCCUACAGUAGAAACUUCUAUAUGCAACAUUGAAAAACAAGAUGAUCUUGCCGAGCUUCUAAAGAUGACAGAUCUAAUCAUAUGGGAUGAGGCUCCUAUGGCUAACAAGUUUUGCUUUGAAUCACUCGACAAAUCAUUGAGAGAUAUUAUGAGUGGAACCACACAUGCUUCUAAAAGAGUUUUUGGAGGUAAGGUUGUUGUGUUUGGAGGUGACUUCAGACAAAUUCUCCCUGUUAUACCAAGAGGUACUAGAUCUGAUAUUAUCCAUGCAACAAUCAAUGCUUCUUAUAUUUGGGAUCAUUGUAGAGUCUUGAGGCUUACAAAAAACAUGCGCUUGCAAACUGGUCAACCCACUUCUACAGCUGAUGACAUAAGGAGUUUUUCCGAGUGGAUUUUAAAAAUUGGAGAUGGCACAAUGUGUGAGCCAAAUGAUGGCUAUGCUGAUAUUUGUAUUCCAGAUGAGUUCUUAAUUUCUAGCUUUUCAGAUCCGAUUAAGGGAAUUGUUGAAGAUACGUACCCUGAUCUCAUUCAUAACUAUCUUGAUUCCAAUUAUCUUCAAAGUCGUGCGAUCUUAGCUUCGACAAUCGAAGUAGUCGGUGAUAUUAACCAAUAUAUAACAAACCUUCUUCCAGGAGAAGAGAAAAAAUACUUUAGUAGUGAUUCUAUUGAUAAAUCUGAUGCAAGUAGCUUUGAUGCAUAUGAGCACGUGACACCCGAGUUCCUAAAUGCUCUUAAGACUUCGGGAUUGCCUAACCAUUCAAUCAAGUUAAAAGUUGGGGCCACUAUUAUGUUAAUGCGCAACCUAGACCAAUCUGAAGGUUUGUGCAAUGGUACAAGGCUAACUGUUACUAGGCUUGCUGCUCAUGUCAUUGAAGCUAAGAUCAUUUCUGGAAAAAAUGUUGGUAACUUAACUGGUGAGACGCCAAUUUCCAAUUAUUGUUUCCUUCGCCAUGACUAUUAA
This is a messenger RNA of Vicia villosa (hairy vetch), 3294 nucleotides long. RefSeq lists its product as uncharacterized. Bases 1 to 3294 code for a protein of 1097 amino acids. Gene Ontology annotation, biological process: DNA repair; telomere maintenance. Gene Ontology annotation, molecular function: DNA helicase activity. NCBI's taxonomy places the organism in Eukaryota, Viridiplantae, Streptophyta, Magnoliopsida, Fabales, Fabaceae. The record is from RefSeq and is a predicted model, not a curated record. The transcript has 5 exons.